Strongylocentrotus purpuratus (purple sea urchin) is the source of this 1176-nucleotide messenger RNA. RefSeq names its product oxytocin receptor-like. Gene Ontology annotation, biological process: neuropeptide signaling pathway. The record is from RefSeq and is a predicted model, not a curated record. The transcript has a single exon. Gene Ontology annotation, cellular component: membrane. Bases 1 to 1176 code for a protein of 391 amino acids. Lineage: Eukaryota; Metazoa; Echinodermata; Echinoidea; Camarodonta; Strongylocentrotidae. Gene Ontology annotation, molecular function: neuropeptide receptor activity.
AUGGAUACGACAGAAAUCGUCAGCCUCUCCAUCAACGUGAUCGUCAUGCUACUCGGACUAUCGGGGAACGCCAUUAUCAUCGCUGUUUACAGUCGAAAGAAAGCUAAGAAGAGCACCGAUACAUUGAUCUUGUCUCAGGCGAUUUUAGAUUUCACGGGUGGGAUCGUCGCCCCGAUUGAUAUCAUCCGUACGCUCGCUAACGCUGUCAAAAGUGACGCGCUCUGUAAGUUCACCAUCUACAGCAGCCGAAUCGUGGCGUAUUCGGCUCUCUACCUUACCUCGGCCAUCGCGGUAGAUAGGUGUGUGCUCAUAAAGAGACCGUUUGAUCGCCGCACCUCGCCAAAAAAGGCGUUCAUUGGUGUCGUAUUCUCGGUGAUGUUCGCAGGCGUCUCGCAGUCCUACAACUUUGUUUACGUUGAUUUGGCAGACUUCGGAAUCUGCGUAAGGCAUGGAAUGCCGGCGGCUGUUGAAAUAGCUGUCUCGAUCUUAACAACUGCCUCCUUUGCGACUACGCUCCUCCUGGCUGUCGUAUGCUAUGGCGUGAUCUACGCCUCGAUUCGUUCACAGGCUCGGGUUCGAGCCGCAAUGGUCGCAGUGCCUCAGUCAACAGUGGGAAACACUGGCACCGUAUGCGAGACUUAUUCAACGGAUUGCGGUUCGAAUGUAGCUCCCCAACCCACAGACAAUGGUCGCCAGAACAUAUUCAUCGUAGGGGUAAGACCGAAGGAAAGCCUUGAAGUGCCCUUUGAUGAUAAACACGAAAAUGGAAUUUCCAAAGAAAGCAAUGAAGAUGCCCAUCCCCAAGGUCGGGGGAACAACGAAGCAUGCACGACAAGUGGAGAUCAAUCGGGCAUAUUUCAUGCAAUACCUCACCGAUCACCGGAGAAGAAGGUUGUGCUGAGAUCACGAGGAGACCACAAGACCACCAAGAUGCUUCUCUUCACCACCAUCAUCCUUCUCCUGUUCUGGCUGCCUUCUACUGUCCUUAAUCAUGUCCCUGGUGAUGUUCUGACAACAUUCCGGAGACAGUCUGCAGGGAUGAACGCUCUUAUCUACUCAUGCUUUGCCAUUAGAAGCUUAAAUCACAUCGUCAACUUUUUCGUCUACCUCGUCGUCAACAAGCGAUUUCGUGGAGAUUGUAGGCAGAUCCUAAAGAAACUAUGGACACGCAAUUAA